AUGGUGACAAUAAUCCCCACUCAUGGAGCGGCUGUGCAGACGGAGUGCACCGAGCACAAGCUCAACCCCCUGAUGGUGGUGGUGAUCGCUUCAAACCCGGCCGCCCUCCCUGCAAACCCCGCCCCCUCUGCUGGGCAAUGUAUUUCCAGCCAAGAUGCCCGCUCCCUGGAGUCCACUUUCAAUGUACAAAACAAUGCGGGGGUGGUGAAAUUCCGGCGUACAGGCGAGAGCGCAAGGUCAGAGGACGACGCAGCUUCCGGAGAGCAUGAGGUCCAGAUUGAAGGGGUCCGCACGGGCCUAGAGGCCGUGGAGCUGGAUGAUGGGGCCGCAGUGCCCAAGGAGUUUGCCAACCCCACUGACGAUACUUUCAUGGUGGAAGAUGCGGUGGAAGCCAUUGGGUUCGGGAAGUUUCAGUGGAAGCUGUCUGUCCUCACUGGGUUGGCGUGGAUGGCCGACGCCAUGGAGAUGAUGAUCCUGAGCAUUCUGGCGCCACAGCUGCACUGCGAGUGGCGCCUGCCCAGCUGGCAGGUGGCCUUGCUGACCUCGGUGGUCUUUGUCGGCAUGAUGUCCAGCUCCACGCUCUGGGGGAAUAUCUCAGACCAGUACGGCAGGAAAACGGGGCUGAAGAUCAGCGUGCUCUGGACCCUGUACUAUGGCAUUCUCAGUGCUUUCGCCCCUGUGUAUAGCUGGAUCCUGGUGCUCCGGGGACUGGUGGGCUUCGGAAUCGGAGGGGUCCCCCAGUCGGUGACGCUGUAUGCCGAGUUCCUUCCCAUCAAAGCCAGAGCCAAGUGUAUUUUGCUGAUUGAGGUGUUCUGGGCCAUCGGGACAGUGUUCGAGGUCAUCCUGGCUGUGUUUGUGAUGCCCAGCCUGGGCUGGCGCUGGCUGCUCAUCCUCUCGGCGGUCCCACUCCUGCUCUUUGCCGUUCUGUGCUUCUGGCUGCCCGAGAGCGCGAGGUACGAUGUGCUGUCAGGGAACCAGGAGAAGGCCAUCGCCACCUUGAAGAGGAUAGCGACGGAGAACGGAGCGCCCAUGCCCCUGGGGAAGCUCAUCCUCUCCAGGCAGGCAGACCGAGGCAAAAUGCGCGACCUCUUCACCCCCCACUUCCGAUGGACGACGCUGCUGCUGUGGUUUAUAUGGUUUUCCAAUGCGUUCUCCUACUAUGGACUCGUGCUGCUGACCACAGAGCUCUUCCAGGCGGGCGACGUCUGCAGCAUCUCCAGCAGGAAGAAGGCGGUGGAGGUGAAGUGCAGCCUGGCGUGCGAGUACCUGAGCGAGGAGGACUACAUGGACCUGCUGUGGACCACCCUCUCGGAGUUUCCAGGUGUCCUGGUGACUCUGUGGAUCAUCGACCGCCUGGGCCGCAAGAAGACCAUGGCCUUGUGCUUCGUCGUCUUUUCCUUCUGCAGCCUCCUGCUGUUCAUCUGUGUUGGAAGAAAUGUGCUCACUCUGCUCCUGUUCAUCGCGAGGGCGUUCAUUUCCGGAGGCUUCCAAGCGGCCUAUGUUUACACACCCGAGGUGUACCCGACGGCGACACGGGCGCUGGGCCUGGGCACCUGCAGCGGCAUGGCGAGAGUGGGUGCGCUCAUCACUCCAUUCAUUGCUCAGGUGAUGCUAGAAUCCUCCGUGUACCUGACUUUGGCGGUUUACAGCGGCUGCUGCCUCCUGGCCGCCCUGGCAUCCUGCUUUUUGCCCAUCGAGACCAAAGGUCGUGGCCUGCAGGAGUCCAGCCACCGGGAGUGGGGCCAGGAGAUGGUCGGCCGAGGGACGCACGGUCCGGGUGUCACCAGGUCAAACUCUGGCUCUCAGGAAUAG
Lepus europaeus (European hare) is the source of this 1812-nucleotide messenger RNA. It is a transcript of the gene SVOP, whose product is annotated as SV2 related protein. Gene Ontology annotation, biological process: transmembrane transport. The record is from RefSeq and is a predicted model, not a curated record. Bases 1 to 1812 code for a protein of 603 amino acids. Gene Ontology annotation, molecular function: transmembrane transporter activity. The transcript has 17 exons. Gene Ontology annotation, cellular component: membrane. NCBI's taxonomy places the organism in Eukaryota, Metazoa, Chordata, Mammalia, Lagomorpha, Leporidae.